Molecule: messenger RNA, 1426 nt
Organism: Odontomachus brunneus
Lineage: Eukaryota; Metazoa; Arthropoda; Insecta; Hymenoptera; Formicidae
Gene: TfIIEbeta
Product: general transcription factor IIE subunit 2-like
Exons: 4
Coding region: 369-1214 (281 amino acids)
Biological process (GO): transcription initiation at RNA polymerase II promoter
Cellular component (GO): transcription factor TFIIE complex
Source: RefSeq, a predicted model, not a curated record
GCGCUCUCAUGCGUUCGAGAACUAACCUAACCUAGGUUCGAGAACCUUAUCCGAGUGCUCUCCCUCUCAUUUUAUCUUACUCUCGUAUACCUAUCACUCUAACGCUGCGUCACUCUAAUGCGCAUUAUGCGUGAAAACGGAACGCAUCCUUUGUAACUGGACUGCUGAACUAGAAGUUCCGACCUAACCGCCAUUACGACCAGACGUGUCCGAACACGUACUUCGAUAUCUUGGUAGAAAGGACUAUUUGAGAAAGUCUGCAAGCCAAGUAAAAUAUAGUGAAGAAAAACUGCUGAACUAGUGCAAUACAUUGCAACAAUUAUUUCUUUGAAACAAUUGCAGUGUAGAUAAUUAAAAUUUUCGGCAAAAUGGAUCCAGCUUUACUUAGAGAGCGAGAACUGUUCAAGAAACGUGCCCUGUCUACGCCAGCAGUUGAAAAGAAGAAAAAGGAACAAGAAACAUCGAGGGAUGAUUCAUCUAAGAAAAAACCCAAACCAUCGUCCAUAUCUACAGGGACAAAAUUGGACAUGGUCAACUAUAAGACCAUGGCUGGUAGCACACAAUAUAAAUUUGGUGUAUUAGCAAAGAUAGUAAAACAUAUGAAAGCGAGGCAUCAGGAUGGAGAUGAUCAUGCUUUAACUCUGGAGGAAAUUUUAGACGAAACAAAUCAGUUAGAUGUUGGAUUAAAAGUUAAACAAUGGCUUCAGACCGAAGCUUUGAUAAAGAAUCCUAAGAUUGAGGUAACCUCUGAUGGCAGAUUUGUCUUUAAAGCUAUGUAUAAAAUAAAAGAUAAGAAAUCCUUGCUGAGACUUCUAAAACAGCAUGAUCUAAAAGGUCUUGGGGGUAUUUUGUUGGAAGAUAUACAGGAAAGCUUACCGCACUGUGAGAAACACUUAAAAAAUCUACAAAAUGAAAUAUUAUUUAUUACACGGCCACUUGAUAAGAAAAAGAUAGUUUUUUACAAUGACAAGACAGCACAAUUCCCUGUAGACGAGGAGUUCCAAAAGUUAUGGAGAGCUGUUGCAGUAGAUGCUAUGGAUGAUCAAAAAAUAGAUGAGUAUCUGGAGAAACAAGGAAUCAGAUCUAUGCAAGAUCACGGACUGAAGAAACCAGCACCGCUCAAAAGGAAGAAACCUGUCAAUAGGCGGAAACAAUUUAAGAAACCUAGAGACAAUGAACAUUUGGCUGAUGUUUUAGAAACAUAUGAUAAUUAAGUAAGAUAUUAAAAUAGUAAGCCAUAUUAAUGAUAUUAGGGAGAAUAUGUAAAUACAGUCAUGAUUCAUUUAGUACUAUAUCGUGGAAUAAUUAGCUGAUAACUUAUUCCUUUCUAAUUUGAUAAAUAAGUAAAAUUUGUUGGCAUAAUUUAUUGUCAUGAUAUCUCAUUGUAAGUACAAAAUAAAUAUAGAAUAAUUAUAGUAUGUUAUAA